GGUCUCGGUGAGUAUUGUUAGGAGUGCGCUAAACGAUAAGUAAAAUAUUACUCCGAGAGUGUUCUCGGUCGAACGGUACUAGUCGACGACGUUGCUAGUCCGACGUUGCUCCGUUCUGAGGGGAAAGCGGAAGUGAACGGGGCAGACCGAAGGACCGAUGUUUUUUCUGACUGACGUCGAAAACGGACGAGUCUCUUGAACGAGCCUGAUCAUCGUCGUGCAGUGUUUCUCGUCUCGCGAAAAGAAGAUGCGAAUUAACGUGAUUUUUUUCGCGAGAGCGAUGUGACGGCAUGAUCGACAAUUGAAGGAGGAAUGCUCCCUCACGAUUCGCAGCAUUCGACAGAGACAUCGGUUUAUACGCGAGCUUUAUUAUACUCACGCGUAUUAGCGGGCUAGCGAUAAUUCUGUCAGCACCUCGUAUAAAGCCGGUACGGCCCGUUAUACCUUGACAGAGCUGGGAAAUCAUCAUUGCGACUGCACAGUCCGGUCGUCGGGGCAGUCCGAGAGGAACGUCGCAAUUUUUACCAUUGCGAAACGAUGGGAUACGAUUCUUCGUUUGGCACGGGACGAGUUAUGCUUUUUAUCAUUUACCUUUCGCUGCUCGCGGUAACGCGGUCGAGCGCGCACCCUAUCGAUUACGAAGAUGCGGCGAAUCUGCUGCCAACGGAACCACGGACGACGAAUGACACGUUGGCCGUCAUCGUGCAAGACCCGGUGGUGCAGGAUGCCGUGCAAAAUACGGUCGGCAAUGGCUCCUUGGAAGGCUUGGUGGUGAAGAAGAGGAUUUUCAUCAUGCCUGCCACCGCACCUACCAAGGUGAUGUCGCAAAGCGAGCAAGUUCUCGUGGUCCCGGUGACAAAUCUGGAGGAUGUGAGGAAAAACAUCACGGGAGGUGCAAACGAGGAAAGAGACGAUUCAGCAUUCGCAGACACGCGACCGUUCACCAUGGACACGGACGGCGAGAAGGAAUUUUAUGGAAAUGAAAAUAAUCCGGCUGACACGUCACAGCGCGUCGGUAUCUAUGAAACGUUAGACGAGCUUUCUGAGACCACACGUAAACCGUAUCUCCCUGUCGACGACGAUAAAACGUCGCGAGAGACGCCCCUCCAUCUCAUGCCGGAUCCGCGGAAGGAAAUGAAGCGUCCGGCGUACUAUCAGGAUCAACACCAUCGUGCAUCGACCACAAUAUCAGUGCCGAUCAUCGCGCUGUUUGAUCCUGCGAAAAUCUCUGACGAUAAAGUCGAUGUUCCGAUUGCGGCGGCGUUGUCACAGGCGGAUGAUAUUUCGGAAAGUCGAAUGGACCUGCUGGAGAACGAGCGCGACGAGAUACAACGAAAUGUUCAGGAUUACAUCGACGGGAACUCCUGGAGCGUGGAUCCUGAUUAUUGGCGACUCAUGUCGUCCGAUGCGCAGACACCGCUGCUGUACGAGUCAGCUACGACGGAGAAUCAAUACGUGAGCGACGUUCGACCUGAAAUUUCUCUUCCGGUCGCAGUGCCACGUGUCGAUAUUGUAACGCCGCUCUUCUGGACCUCGGAUGCGGACGUCGACUAUCCCAAAGAUUCACGCGACAUGGACACCGCGGCGCAUAUCGCCUUCAGACCGCUCUUCCGUCUCCGACAGGAAGAACAGCGGAGAUCUUGGCGCCGUGGCACCGACAGCGACUACCGAAGAUUGUCUUACCGAAGAUACAAUUCGUACAAUCCUUAUCCGAGACGCGGUUAUCGAUAUUCCCGAUACUCCUAACGAUUAUUACUAACAAUUUACCAACAAUGGCGUUAACUGACGGAACGGUGAAUUGUCUAUCGAAAAGAUAAAUUUCUCGCGGUUAGUUCUCGCUGCUACGUAUAAUAAUAUCUCGAUCUUCCGUUGAUACUAAAAUGAAGUUAAGUAGCGAGGAGAAAAAGGGAGAUACUGAGUGAAUAUUUUUAAUGAUGAAAGUCCUAUCUUAAUUCGUUGCUACAAAUAAUGAUAUUUCGGUCGAAAUAAAAAAAUUACUAAAUGAUAAAAAAAUGAUAAAGUUUCGGAGAUUAUGCAUGCCGAAAGUCCGUGUUUCUUUGCGUCUUGCGUCAUCUCCUUCUCGUCUCCCGAACUACGUUUCUACG
Messenger RNA from Harpegnathos saltator (Jerdon's jumping ant), 2105 nucleotides. RefSeq lists its product as uncharacterized. NCBI's taxonomy places the organism in Eukaryota, Metazoa, Arthropoda, Insecta, Hymenoptera, Formicidae. The record is from RefSeq and is a predicted model, not a curated record. The coding region runs from base 538 to 1746 and encodes 402 amino acids. The transcript is spliced from 5 exons.